AUCGUCACUAACCGUAUCGUAUGUAAAGAAGUCGACUUCUUCCUGAAGCAAAAGAAAGAUGGCGGCUACCGUGAAGAAGACAGUUGCAGUUGAAGAUGUCAAUGUCACAUUUGAAGACCAGAAGAAGAUUAAUACAUUUGCCAGAAACACAAAUCGAAUGACAGAAUUUAAAGAUGAAAUAGAAGGAAAAAAGAAAUCUCUACAGAAUCUGCAGGAUGCCAGUGAUGACCUGAUGAUGGCUGAGGAUGACACUCUGCUCGUCCCGUAUCAGAUUGGAGAUGUCUUCAUCAGUCACACCCAGGAAGAGACCCAAGAGAUGUUGGAAGCUGCAAAGGAACUACUGCAGCAGGAGAUUAAAGACCUAGAAGGGAAGGUGUCAAAGAUACAACAUUUGUUGGGUGAUCUGAAGGUCCAGCUCUAUGCCAAGUUUGGGAACAACAUCAACCUGGAAGCAGAUGAAAGCUGAGUGCUUAGCCCGGUCCUAGAUCUGUUUGUGCUAUUUAGUAUGACAAUUAAUCAAUGAUUAUAGUUGUUAAGAUGCCAUAAACAGAUCUGGGAUCAGGAUAAGUGGGCAACUAUCUCUUUACAUAUGGAGUUUUCAAGCAGCUCGCAUAUUUUCCGAUCCACACAGUGCUGACAGGAUGCUUGCCAAACCAACAUGUUUGUCCUCUUCUCAGCAUCACACUUUUUUUCAAUGGUGCAUGGUCUUAUUUAUGGUUUUAUUUAGUUCAGUCUUAUUUUGUAUGAAUGUCGGUGAAUGUACCACUUUUUGUACUUGCACUGGGUCUCAGUAAUAUAUGGACCUAUGGACUGACACCGAAGAUGUCUUUAUACACCAGAUGACCAUAAAGAAAACAACCUAAGGAUUUACCUUUGUAGUGCUUGGAGAUGGAGAAAAUGUGGUUAAAGAAAAUAAGUGAGCAGAGGCAGCCAAUGUCACUGGUGCAGGGAGUGUCACAGUUCAGGGGAGCAAGUACGCCGCUGACAGGAACCGCUACAUGUCCUUUUACCAUAAUGAGAAAAAUCAGUCCACGGGCCUAUAUUACUGAAUCCCAGUGCAAGUACUAAACAAGUAAAGCCACUUAAACCAGUCUUUAUAAAGUAAAGAGGGUAAUGUAUUCCUUGUGGAUUUUUUUUGUACGUUUACGAGUUGGUUAUGGAACAGAAAUGAAUACUAUUGUAUUCAGAUUCAACUGAUUUAAGACCAAAACAUGUAGGCUACUGUGUGUGUAUAUCCCAAAGUGUAUCUUAAAGGUGCAAUCUGUAGUUUAAUUUUUUGUCAAAAAUACCUAGCAGGACUGAAAAAAUGAGGUUUUUUUUGGUGCACUGAUCAUCUUAAAUAGAACCAAGUUUAUUUGUGUGUUUGUUUUUCGAUUGUUUAUGUAUUUAGCCAGUGUGGACAUCCUAUAAAGAAAGUUCUGACAAUU
Messenger RNA from Oncorhynchus tshawytscha (Chinook salmon), 1427 nucleotides. Its product is annotated as prefoldin subunit 4. Gene Ontology annotation, biological process: protein folding. The record is from RefSeq and is a predicted model, not a curated record. The transcript is spliced from 4 exons. NCBI's taxonomy places the organism in Eukaryota, Metazoa, Chordata, Actinopteri, Salmoniformes, Salmonidae. Gene Ontology annotation, cellular component: prefoldin complex; cytoplasm. Bases 59 to 466 code for a protein of 135 amino acids.